CCUCGCCAAAGAGUCCAAUUGCUCUGAACCAUCAUCUUCAGCCUUCAUCACAACAAUCAACCACUCAACCAUCUUCAGCACAUUCGCUUCACUACUCAGCUUUAUAUAAUAUCUAUACCUCAUCAACUCAACAACUCAGUCAAGAUGCAGUUCUCCAGCCUCUUCAAGCUUGCUCUCUUCACCGCCGCAGUCUCUGCUGAUACCGUCUCGUACGAUACCGGCUACGAUGACGCUUCUCGCUCCCUGACUGUCGUCUCUUGCUCCGACGGCGCCAACGGCCUCAUCACCAGAUACCACUGGCAAACCCAGGGCCAGAUCCCUCGCUUCCCAUACAUUGGUGGUGUCCAGGCCGUCGCUGGCUGGAACUCCCCCAGCUGCGGCACCUGCUGGAAGCUCACAUACAGCGGCAAGACCAUCUACGUCUUGGCUGUUGACCACAGCGCUGCUGGAUUCAACAUUGGCCUCGACGCCAUGAAUGCCCUGACCAACGGUAACGCCGUUCAAUACGGACGUGUCGACGCCACCGCCUCUCAGGUCGCUGUGAGCAACUGCGGCCUCUAAGUCAUCAAAUUUGUCCGCUCGAGAACAAAACUUUUGGGUUUAGGCCUGGUUUGACCAUUAUGGAAUUGCAUCGCAUCAUUGGAUAUGGCAGGAACUGCAUUGGGAUUGAUUUUUACUUUCAUUUUUAUAUCAUGGGUAUACGGGAAUGAAGACUUGUUGGAUGUGUAAUGAGCAUUAAACGAGUUAAACGGCAGACGCUACUACUAAAUUAUACACAAUACCCUCAUCGGGCAUCAUUACUUUUAGUAUUUUGAUCAUAUCG
Messenger RNA from Trichoderma atroviride IMI 206040, 823 nucleotides. RefSeq lists its product as uncharacterized. The record is from RefSeq and is a predicted model, not a curated record. Lineage: Eukaryota; Fungi; Ascomycota; Sordariomycetes; Hypocreales; Hypocreaceae.